This is a messenger RNA of Ornithodoros turicata, 2763 nucleotides long. RefSeq lists its product as uncharacterized. The record is from RefSeq and is a predicted model, not a curated record. The transcript is spliced from 3 exons. NCBI's taxonomy places the organism in Eukaryota, Metazoa, Arthropoda, Arachnida, Ixodida, Argasidae. Bases 1 to 2763 code for a protein of 920 amino acids. Gene Ontology annotation, biological process: DNA integration. Gene Ontology annotation, molecular function: nucleic acid binding.
AUGGCUAUUUUCGGAACCGCCCCACCCUUCGACGCAGACGUGGAACUAUGGAGUCACUACGCUGAAAGGUUAGAACGGUACUUCGUCGGAAACAAGAUUACAGACGGGAAUCAGCGCACCGGUAUUUUUCUCUCGGUUGUGGGACCGAAAACCUAUGGGCUACUUCGGAGUCUCCUGGCCCCGGCCAAGCCGAGCACAAAGACCUUCGUGGAACUAGUGGCAACACUCAGCAGUCACUUCGCCCCGAAGCCGUCUGAAAUUGUGGAACGUUUCCGUUUCAACUCUCGUGUCCAGCAGGAAAAAGAAACUGUAUCUACAUUUAUCGCUGAAUUGAGAAAACUAUCUGAGUUCUGCGAAUUCGGAACCACUCUGGAUACGAUGAUACGGGACAGGCUGGUAUGUGGUGUUAGGGACAUUGGCAUACAAAAGCGAUUGCUUGCUGAGCGGGAAUUGACCCUGGAGAAAGCUACUACAUUUGUGUGCGCCGUAGGAAUGGCAACCAAGAAUGCCAUGGAACUGAGUCAUCCUCCGGACAACUCAGUGAACCGGAUCAUCAACCGAAAGGGUCGACAACGUCCGGCAACACCUAUCGUGCCCGUCAAGAAAGAUGGCACAGUAAGAAUAUGCGGCGAUUUCAAGGUUACGCUGAACCGAGUCUGUGACGUUGAACAAUAUCCUCUUCCGAAGAUUGAAGACAUGUUUGCGUCGCUUAGUGGAGCGGAGUGCUUUUCGAAAGUGGACCUACGCGACGCAUACCAGCAGAUUCCACUUGAUGAAGACUCACAGAAAGUCGCGGUAAUAAACACCCAUCGAGACCUGUACAGCUACAAGAUACCUAUGGCAUCGCUUCUGCAUGCCAUCUUCCAGCGUCGAAUGGAAUCCUUGCUGAGAGAAAUUCCUGGAACGCAAGUCUUUCUCGAUGACAUCCUGAUUGGAGAACGGGAGGCGAACUUUGGAGAAACCCUGCGCAAGGUACUCCAGCGUCUACAGGACAACGGUGUUCGUAUGAGGGAGGACAAAUGUGAGUUUCAAAAGUCGGAAGUUUCGUACUUUAGACAUCGCAUUGACAAAAGAGGACUACAUCUCGUAGAAAAGAAGCUGAGAGCAAUAAUAGAAGCGCCAGCACCGAAAGACGUGCACGAAUUUAGAUCUUUCUUGGGACUGCUUACUUGCUACCGCAGCUUCAUUCGUAACAUGUCCUCCUUGCUCAGACCCUUGUACGACCUACUGAAAAAUGAUUCCGUCUGGAAAUGGGAUACUGCUCAAGAGGAAGCACUCAAAAAGGCGAAAGAUGUGUUGGUAAAUUCUGGAUGUCUCACACAUUUUGAUCCGUCCCGAGAACUUCAGCUUGAGUGCGACGCAUCGCCGUACGGAGUAGCAGCAGUUCUAUCACACCGCAAGAUAGACCAAUUGCGUUCAGGUCGAGAACUCUCACGGCGGCAGAACAGAACUACUCCCACCUGGAGAAGGAAGCAUUGGCACUUGUUUUCGGAGUCACGCAAUUCAGAGACUACCUGUGGGGACGACAGUUCAUUCUCCGGACGGACCACAAACCGUUGCGGCAAUGCAGAUGCACUAAGCCGCAUUCCCAAACAAGGAACAGCAACUGAGGAAGAACUCGCAAAUUCAGAAGCAGUAUGUUCUAUCCAAAACCUCGUGGAGGGGCCACUGUCAGCAAAGCAGCUAGCCGUCUUGACAAGCCAAGAUGCUACCUUGUCAGCACUCAGGGAUGCCAUACAGCGGGGAUGGCUACAUAAGCUGCAAGACAAGGCAUUGCAACCGUAUUGGUCUCGAAGAGAUGAGCUCUCGACGGACCAAGGACUGAUCAUGUGGGGAAGGCGGAUAAUCAUCCCAGCAAAAGCACGCCAUGUAUUGCUACUGGAACUCCAGUCUACACACUCUGGAAUGGCAACAAUGAAAGCAGUAGCAAGAUCACUAUUUUGGUGGCCCGGAAUAGGUGGCGACAUCGAAAGCUCGGCACGGCACUGCUUGGAAUGUCAACUGGCACAGCCAAUGCUACCAGCAAAGGAACCUCUGUUCUGGCCAUCGACAACUAUAAGAUGGUCACGCGUGCAUAUUGAUUAUGCCGGGCCAGUCGAGGGAAUGAUGCUACUCAUCGUAGAAGACAGUUUCUCACGUUGGAUUGAAGCAAUUCCGGUUAAGAAUGCUUCGUCUGAGCAAACGGUGAAGGAACUUCGCGGUGUAUUCGCACGCUUUGGAAUUCCACACUGCGCAGUGUCAGACAACGGCACGCCAUUCAAUGGAAAACCAUUCCAGGAUUUUGUGAAAGCUAAUGGGAUACGACAUAUUCGUACAGCCCUAUACCACCCGCAGCCAAACGGACUAGCAGAAAGUGCGGUACGCACGGUGAACGAUGCGUUGAAGAAAAUGAAGACUGGGGAUUUGCGCACAAAUGUGGACCGCUGGUUGCAUUCAUACCGUCGAUCACCAAACACUGUGUCCGGUAAAUCACCCUCGGAAAUGCUACUUGGGUACAACAUCAGAUCAAGAUUGGACCUCAUCAGCGUCCGAGAACUGCACAAUGAGGCUAUCUCAAAACCUGACCAGGCACGACCAAGCCGAGAAAAAGGUUCAAGUUCGGAAACAGGUGUGCUCCAGCCAGGGGCGCACGUGUUCGCUCGAAAUUACGGGCGAGGACAAAAAUGGAUUCCUGGAGUGGUACAGAACCAAAAAGGAGUCUGGAUGGCUGUGGUGAAAACGGCGGUCGGAGACAUGACGCGGCACGCCGACCAACUGCGCUGA